Messenger RNA from Clarias gariepinus (North African catfish), 2587 nucleotides. RefSeq names its product ribonucleoprotein, PTB-binding 2 (gene raver2). The record is from RefSeq and is a predicted model, not a curated record. NCBI's taxonomy places the organism in Eukaryota, Metazoa, Chordata, Actinopteri, Siluriformes, Clariidae. Gene Ontology annotation, cellular component: cytosol. The transcript has 15 exons. Gene Ontology annotation, molecular function: mRNA binding. Bases 62 to 2485 code for a protein of 807 amino acids.
GAGGCGCGAGGCGCUUACCCGAAUCAGCUGCACUCACUCUCCGCACCGCGCGCGCUGCAAAAUGGCGGCCGCUUCCUCCCUGCAGCCGCCCUCAGCGCCCGGCGCCGCCAAGCGCCCCAACUCCCCCGUGCCGGACGCGGACAGCCCCGAGAGCCGCCCGGAGGAGGACGAGGCUCCUGAGGACACCAUCCUCCGGGACAUGGCCGAGCUGGAGCCGGAGGAGAUCGAACGGAGGCUGGAGAAAACUCGGCGCGAACUCAGCAACAGGAGAAAGAUUGUGAUGAAGAACCUGCCGCAGGACGCAACGAACCAGGAAGUGCAUGAUAUUCUUCGUGAGUACGAGCUCAAGUACUGCUUUGUGGACCGGAACAAAGGCACAGCUUUUGUAACACUGCUAAAUGGCGACCAGGCUCAGGACGCCAUCCGUACACUGCACCAGACGUCGGUGCGUGGCCGCGACAUCAGAGUCCAGCUGCAGCCCACCGACUCGCUGCUGUGCGUCACCAACCUGCCUCACACGUUCACGGGCACACAGUUCCAGGAACUGGUGCGCUCCUAUGGCAACAUCGAGCGCUGCUUCCUCGUCUACAGCGAGCUAACAGGCCACUCCAAGGGCUACGGCUUUGUGGAGUACAUGAAGAAGGACUCGGCCUCCAGGGCUCGCUCAGAGCUUCUAGGCAAAGUGCAGGGUGACCGCUCGCUCAUGGUGCAGUGGAGUGACGUCAACCAGCUCAGCACGGCCCAGCACAUCCACUCCAAGUGCCUGUGUGUGGAGCGGCUGCCCGUGGACUUUGACAGCUCCGAAGAGCUAGCGCACAUCUUUUCUGAGCGCUACAAACCCGUCUUCUGCCAGCUGGCGCAGGAUGAGGGCAGUGCCGUGCAGGGUUUUGCAGUGGUGGAGUACGAGACAGCAGAGCAGGCUGAGGCCAUCCUCCUGGAGAUGGACAGACACCUGAUCCAAGGUCAGGAGAUUCACCUGUCCCUGUGUAGUCCAGGAACAUCUGGCCGCAGCACACUUGCUGCCCUCAUCGCUGCUCAGGGAGUGAUGCUGAGCAAUAAAAAGGGUUUGUUGCCCGAGCCUAAUUUGGCUCAGCUCCUAAACAGCAUGACCAAUCCAGCUGCUCUUCAGGUUCUUAUGAGACCGUACCACACUGGCAAGCGUGGAGGGAAGUUUCGUGCUCACGGUGUUCCUUUUCUCCGACCGCCGCUGACAGCUGCACUGCUUCAGCUAGGAAAAGCACAGCAGAACGCCAUGCUGGGGAACGGGCUCGUUCUGCAGAACCUUCUCCACAUGCACAUGGCACAGCAGCAGCUCCUGCACAUCAAGGACAAGCACAUCACUAAUAUUCCCAGUCUUUUAGGUGACCCCUCCCGUUUACUCCUCCAUAAAGUCCUGGCCCUUCGAGCUGCAGCCCCGGUGCCGGUGGUGAAAGGGCUGAUUGGCGAUUCCUCCACCGACUCGACUCGGGAGGCCGGAGGGUCUGGAGGAGGCCGCGCUCACUCGAGCCCUGGGGAUCAGAACGGUGUUCCAGCCCCAGACAAACAGCCAGCAGUAUCGACUCACUCUCUCAGCCAGACACACGGCUUCAGUUCUGGGUCAAGCAGAGCGGCACUGAGCUCCAAAGCUCCGGUUAAUCACAGCAGCACUGCAUCAGAGAACUGCACACUCACAACACAAACCAGCUGCCAGAUGUCUCUGCUGGGGGAACCACCUAAAGAGGUGAAACUACCCUCCAACCCUUACCUAAACAUGGCCAGUGUCUUACCUGGAGUAGUGCUGCAAGCUCCCUGUAGCAGCAGCAGUAAAGGCCAGGUGGUCAGCGGAACCUAUAGCUCUGUUCUGCCUCCAGCUUCCCUCCCGACUACCCAGUACAGCACCGAGUGCACCGCCUCAGACUACACAAACCAGUACACUCAGCAAUACUCACAGGAGGCCAUGCAGCAGUGGUAUCAGCAUUAUCAGGCACAGGGCUACAAUAACACUAACCAGGAGAGUACUACAGCUACAGAGUACAACAAGGAACAAGCUCAGUCUGUGGUCACGUCUUCAUAUGGAGACUACACUUCUUACAUGCAGGCCGUCACCCAGUACUAUUCUCAGACUCAGAUAAGCCAAGCUGCUGCACCUGGAUACCAGCAGAGAGACCUCAGCAAGGAGCUGGAGGUGGUAAAGCCGCCCAUGGUUGCUCCUCUGUCUCUGAACGGCACGGCCCCGCCCAUUCUGCCUGCCUACAGCGCCCUGCCAAUCAUGCCCGGCUUCAUCGCCCCUGCACAUACACACACACACACACCAAACGCCGUCACACACACACCCAGUGCACACAGCGUGACAGACUGGAGCCAGUAUUACUAUGCUCGAGGACAGAAGCGAGAGUAUCCCACACUGGCAGUACAGGAAGUGACAUCAGAGGGGCCUUACGUGGGCCAGCACUCACAGGGUCUGGGUGGCCAGUACGCUGACUACUUCAAAAAGAAGAGGAUUUAGACCACACACACACACACACACACACACACACACAUAGUUACAGUGUUUUUGUAGUGCAUUGAUGUUGUCCAGUCGAAGCCUUAACUCUGCACUCUGUAUCUG